AUGAAUAUUACCAGUCAGUAUCAGCAAAAUGCGGGGACUCCUAAUUCUCUAGGAUCUGGAGCUUUAAACACGCAACAACCUACUUCAAAUACGCAAUUCAACAAUUCUCAAUAUCUUUUCCAACAACAGCAACAGCAAGGUCAAACUCACCUAGGACAAUUCAACAUCUCUGAAACUUUUGCAGAUCAAUUGGGAGCCGACCCUCAUCUACAAGGUCAAGUAGAUGGAAUGAAUCCUUCGAAACUUUUAUCACAAGCUAGCUAUCAAGGUAAUUUGAGGAAUGAAAAUUCGCAACAAUCUUCACAACAGCUUCAUAGUCUGCAACAGCAACUCCAGCAGUUACAGUUACAUCAAGCUCAGCAAGUUCAAUUGAAUCAACAACAACCUCAUCAGCAGCAGCAACAUCAACAGCAACAGCAACAUCAACAACAGCAACAACAAGGAACCUUUCAAUCUGCACAACCUACUCCUCGACUACCAACUCAGCAGCUCUUAGCUCAGCAACUGCAAUCGCAAUACUCUAUGAACAAUUAUAUGACUCCUAGGGCACAACAAACACAAUUGGCACAGACGUUAAACUUAGGUUUUAAUGAGCCUGUAUAUGAGAAUAUUUCGGUUGAUCCAGCUAUUCAUGCAUCACCACAUUGGCAACACCAAACCCAAUUAGUUGAAGUUUCAAGACAAUCCAAUAACCCACACUUUUACGCCAGGCAAGCUGCCAGUUUCUCGAGAAGAUUAAUUAAUGGUAAUCAAGAGGUAACUGGAACAACAUUGAUUGAUGUCACCAAAAAUAUAUUAACCAGUGUCUCCAAGCCACAGGAACUAACCAAUACACAGAAUGGAUUACAAGGGGAACAAAAUAAGGGCGUUGCUGGGACUCCUACAUUAACCAGUGCAGUUAUUGCGAAAAAAACUUGCACCCAAGAAGCUGAUGCGGUUGAUGAAGAGGAGGAAGAUCAGAGGAUCAGAAUCAAAGAAAAUAAUACGCAGUUAUGGACCGGUUUAGAUUUGAGUGGCCAGUUAAUGACUUCUUUAACUGAUAAAGUAUUUAAAUAUGCUUUUUUAAGGAGGUUGUAUCUCAAUGGCAACAACAUAAAAGAAAUUCCCAAAUCAAUUGCAUCAUUGAAGAGCUUGAGAGUUUUAGAUUUAUCGUGCAAUAAGUUGGGACAAUUACCUGGAGAGAUGGGUAUGCUAUUCAACCUUAGAUAUCUAUAUUUAUUUGAUAAUGAUAUUCGAGAAAUACCGGAUCAUUUUGGUAAUUUAGUUUCCCUGGAAUUUAUUGGAAUUGAAGGAAAUUUGCAUAUGGACAAAGAUAUUAUUUCUUUAAUUGCCAAAAAAGGUACUAGGGGGUUAAUCUAUCAUUUAAGGGAUGACUGUAUCAAAUUACCGCCUCCCCCACCUAGAAAUAUGAUUGAAAUUGGAGAAGAUGGCGAACCUAAAAUGAAGAAGGAAGAAUUGAAAUCAGUGAAGGAGUACAAUUUAAAUUCUGUUGAGAAGAACUUUUUUACCUUGAUGAGUUACAAUACACUAUGUCAACACUAUGCCACAUCGAAGAUGUAUAAGUAUACACCUACUUGGGCACUCAAUUGGGAAUAUAGAAGGAAUGUGUUAACGAGGGAGAUUUUAUCGUAUUCUACCAAUAUAAUUUGUUUACAAGAGGUUGAAACAAGAACAUAUGAAGAAUAUUGGGUACCAUUAAUGAAGGAGAAGGGAUAUGAAGGGGUUUUCCAUUGUAAGAGUCGUGCAAAGACCAUGAAUGAAAAGAGUGCCAAGCGAGUCGAUGGGUGUGCAACGUUUUAUCAAACUUCGGCAUUUGAGUUGAUUGAUAAAAAGAUAUUAGAGUACGGUAAAUUAGUUAUUAGUCAAGAGAAAUUUAAGAAAACCGAAGACAUUUUCAAUAGGUUUAUGAAUAAGGACAAUAUAGCAUCUGUUAGUAUUUUGAAUCAUAUUGGAAGUGGUCAGAAAUUAGUUGUUGCAAAUACCCAUUUACAUUGGGAUCCUGAAUAUAACGAUGUGAAGGCAAUGCAAGUUGCGGUAUUAUUGGAAGAAUUACAAAGUCUUGUUAAGAACUAUACCAGUGGGCGAGAAGAUAUUAAUAAAAUUCCAUUAAUUAUAUGUGGUGAUUUCAAUUCACAAACCAACUCUGCAGUUUAUCAAUUUAUAUCCCAGGGGGUUUGUAAAGACCAUGGUGAUUUGAGAGACCGUGACUAUGGUAAAUAUACAGCUGAAGGCCUGGAGCAUCCGUUCCAUUUACGGAGUGCCUAUGACGUCAUUGGUGAAUUACCAUUUACAAAUUUUACACCAACAUUCACGGAGGUUAUUGAUUAUAUUUGGUAUUCGACACCAACGUUAUCUGUAAAGGGUUUGCUUGGGGGUGUUGAUGCCGAGUAUACGGACAAGGUGAUUGGUUUCCCCACUGGCGACUGUCCUUCUGACCAUAUACCGCUCCUGUCCAAGUUUGAGUUUAAAAAACAGGCUAGUGGUCGGAGAGUGCGUGCGGACUUUGGAAAUGGGUCUCGCAAGACGUGA
Pichia kudriavzevii is the source of this 2529-nucleotide messenger RNA. RefSeq lists its product as uncharacterized. Bases 1 to 2529 code for a protein of 842 amino acids. The transcript has a single exon. Gene Ontology annotation, cellular component: cytoplasm; CCR4-NOT complex; nucleus. Gene Ontology annotation, biological process: nuclear-transcribed mRNA poly(A) tail shortening. Gene Ontology annotation, molecular function: protein binding; poly(A)-specific ribonuclease activity. The record is from RefSeq and is a predicted model, not a curated record. NCBI's taxonomy places the organism in Eukaryota, Fungi, Ascomycota, Pichiomycetes, Pichiales, Pichiaceae.